This is a messenger RNA of Artibeus jamaicensis (Jamaican fruit-eating bat), 1761 nucleotides long. It is a transcript of the gene PPP1R36, whose product is annotated as protein phosphatase 1 regulatory subunit 36. Gene Ontology annotation, molecular function: phosphatase binding. Gene Ontology annotation, biological process: negative regulation of phosphatase activity. The record is from RefSeq and is a predicted model, not a curated record. The transcript is spliced from 11 exons. Lineage: Eukaryota; Metazoa; Chordata; Mammalia; Chiroptera; Phyllostomidae. The coding region runs from base 329 to 1462 and encodes 377 amino acids.
CCAGGUGCGGGAGGACUAUCUGAGGAGGAGGCGUUUGGCAGCGCAGGGGGCUACCUGGCAGGAAGUAAGUGCAGCCGGGGUCGCCCUAAGCCGGGCGGCGGGUGGGAGGCCGCCCUGCUGCCCUGGCCCGGCCCGCGGCGCCCCGACGCCCGGCUCCCCCUCUGCGCGCCUGCCCCGCUGAGCCGCCGCCCGGGCCCCGGCCGAGCGGACUCAGAGCCGCGGGGCUCAGCGCCUACGAAAACAAAAACUGUGGAAUUGUAUUCGGCAAAGGCCAGAAAGGAUUCUGGCUCCCUGCGCAGAUAUUUAGCAGUCGGGAUUACGAUUAGGCAUGUGGUACUGGAAAGAUGAAACCAAAACUCUUGAAUUCAAAAGUUUUACACCUGCAGUAGAACUCAAGGAAAAAGCAAGGAAAGGCAAAGCAGUUCACUUUGCUGAGAUUGAUGGUGCUGCUGCAGACAGGUUGACAGAUAAAAGAUUUGCCUCCAGAGACGCUAAGUCACUUCAAGCCUUAGAGAAACGAGGUCAGCAGGGCAGCGUUACACUACAGGAUGCUAAAUUUGUUGCUUUGCUUUUGCUACAAGAGACUGAGAUUCAGCGCAUCUGCUCAUUCACAACAUUUAUGAAAAAUAAGAACCUUGACGAUUUCCUCAUGGCAUUAUUAUACUAUUUAUCUCAUUUCUUGGAAAAAAUCUCACUGGAAAAGAAGCCCAAGAGCUGUAUGGUGUGCCUCAUAGAGAAAAAAGAGAUGGAACUGGUUUUAAGUAAGUUAGAAGCGGCGCAGAAAUACUUGGCACAUAAGUACUGCGUCCUCGUCCUGGGCGUGGGCACGCCCGAUAAGCAUCACAUGUGCUGCGGAAAAGAGAAAAUAUCAGAUACACAAAAAGACUGGAAAUUCUUUGAGUCCUUUUAUACUUUCUGUACCUGCGUGGCUUGGAUUGUCUUUAGACGUCAACACUUCACAGAGAUUGAGGAAGAAGUAGGGAGGCUCUUUCGCACCAAUAUGUUCAAUAGUCCUCGAAGGAAACGUGAGGGCGAAGAAUCAGGAAGGGAAAAGAAAUGCAUGACUUUUGUACAAUUCAGGAGAAUGAUGGCAAAACGCCCGGCAAUUAAAACAGCCAUUCACAUGCGCUCUCCAGUCAUGUCUACUCUGCUGCCGUCUCUCAGAGAAAAAGCUCAGAAUAUCCUUGAGAAAAAGUAUCUUCAAGGAGGCACCCAAUUCCCAGAUGAGAUGCAAAAGCAUCUGGAGAAUCUGGACUCGGUGCCCAUGCCAAUAGUUGGCAUCUUGGGGGAGCCUCGGUGUCUGUUCAACCCCUAUACCCUUCUCCCCCUUGAACCAGAAGAAAGCUUGAAAUCGUCUGUGCGACAGUCUUUUCUGAUGGAGAGAGAUCACACGAGGCUCCCGGACACACUGGGCCUGGAAACGAGAACACGGUCCUCUUCCCAAACAGGGUUGCCUGCAUAGUCUGGUACAUCCCAUUUCUGUAACUAAAUCCCUGUAAUUAAAUCACCUGGGCUUAAUCACUUCCCAUCAGACUAAUACUUGUUUUUAUUAAUUUUUUUAAUUGUUGAAAUUAUUUUGUUAGAAGUUCAACAACAGACUAUUAAAGAAAUCCAGAAAGCUCCCAAAAAGUUCAUUUUCCUGUAUUUAAUAGUUGCUUUGUCAUUUCUUUGCCUCCUUGGCUUCCACGUGACUAGUUAGAGUAACACAUUAGGACAUUUAGCCGGCGCUCUAGCAGACUAGUGAAGAAACAUUCUGUGUAU